This is a messenger RNA of Halichondria panicea, 547 nucleotides long. RefSeq names its product NADH dehydrogenase [ubiquinone] 1 alpha subcomplex subunit 12-like. The record is from RefSeq and is a predicted model, not a curated record. Bases 103 to 489 code for a protein of 128 amino acids. Gene Ontology annotation, biological process: response to oxidative stress; mitochondrial respiratory chain complex I assembly. Gene Ontology annotation, cellular component: membrane. The transcript is spliced from 4 exons. Lineage: Eukaryota; Metazoa; Porifera; Demospongiae; Suberitida; Halichondriidae.
UUUACGGUAAAGGUCAAUCACACAGCAAAAGUUGUUGUUCCCUUUGUUACCCACAUUUAUACCAAGUUCACGGACUGUGCUGUUCUAAAGAGUUAUUAAGGAAUGGCUUUUAUUUGGAGGAGAGUUCAGGCUGCUGGUGGAGUGAGACAGUCAUUCUGGAAGCUUCUAAAGAUGCGUGACUUGAGGGCUGGCACUCUAGUGGGUACAGAUUCAUUCGGGAAUGAAUACUUCGAAAACAAGGAUCAUAUAUAUGGUCGUCACAGGUGGGUGCUUUAUGCGAGGAAGGACUUUGAUGCAAGUCAAGUAACCCCCGAGUGGCACCGAUGGCUACAUCACAUGGGAGAGCACAACCCGAUUGCAGAGCCUCUAGAGAUAAGGAAGUUCCAACUAGAACACUCUGAGAACCUUUCUGGGACUGUUAGAGAGUACGUACCCUACAGCACAACUCGACCAAAAAUUGAAUCGUGGCAGCCUCCCACAGCUGCUUAGUAUAGUAUUUAAUUCCUGUAUAUGUAUGUGUUUGCAGCAUUAAGUUUAAUUGUACAUG